AUGGCGUGUUCUGGUACCCUCCACACAGAGACCCUUAUCUUAGAAACUGCACGCAAACCUGUGAUUUCCCUUCAACCUCCGUGGACCACUGUCUUCCAAGGGGACGUAGUGACUCUGACUUGCAAUGGGUUUCACCUCUACCCAUCACAGAAAACAAAAUGGGAACAUCGCUCUUCUGGGAAAGAGAUAAAAACCCUAGGAAACACCCUCGAGGUCUGUGAAUCUGGAGAGUACCGUUGCCAGACCGGGGACUCACCCCUAAGUAAUCCUGUGCGCCUGUUCUUCUCCUCAGAGCCCUUCAUCUUGCAGGUCCCAUAUUCUGUAUUUGAAGGAGACACAUUGGUUCUGAGAUGCCAGAGAAGGGGGAAAGAGAAACUAAAUCUUGUGAAAUACAUUUGGGAUAGAAAAAUUCUUUUUGCUUCUAAUGAAAGCCAGGAUCUUCUCAUCCCACAAGCAAGUUCAAAGAAUGAUGGCACUUAUCGAUGCAUUGGAUUUGAAAGCAAAAAUGCUGUAUUUAGAUCAACUUUCAAAGUGAUCAAAGUUCAAGAACUGUUUCCACGUCCAAAGCUGAAAGCCACAGUCUUCCAGCCUACUGAGGGGAGCUCUGUUAACCUGAGCUGUGAAACACAGCUUCCUCCAGAGAGGUCAGACACUCCGCUUUACUUCAUCUUCUUCAGAGACAACGGGGGUAACCUGUCAGACAGAAACAGGUCCCCAGAAUUCCAGAUCCCAACCAUCUGGAGCGAGGACUCAGGCUUCUAUAGGUGUGGCACUGAGACAGAGACCCGCAGUGUCAGCAAAUACAGCCUCCCGCUACAGAUCCAAGUGCAAAGGAUCCCUGUGUCUGGAGUGCUCAUAGAAACCCAGCCCCCAGGGGGGCAGGCUAUUGAAGGGGAGAUGCUGGUCCUCAUUUGCUCUGUGACUGAAGGCACAGGGGACACCACAUUCUCCUGGCACAGAGAGGACACGGAGAGUCUGGGGUGGAAAACUCAGCGUUCCCAGAGGGCAGAGCUGGAGAUUCCUGUCAUCAGGGAGAGUCACGCGGGGGGAUACUACUGCACUGCGGACAACAGCUACGGCCCCGUGCAGAGUGGUGUGGUAAACGUCACUGUGAGAGGGACUUCAGGUAACAGAAGCAGCAUAACGGUUGCGGGGUCUGUGGGAGGCCUCUGUGGCACCCUUCUCCUGGCUGUGACACUGCUGUUCUCCUACUGGCACUGGAGGAAAUCAGGUCUGUGCUUUUCUCCUACCUUUGAUAGGGUUUCAUCAUCCCCAGGCCAGCGAGAGCCCUCUCAUUCUGCCUGCCCUGUCCAGGUGGAGCUGUGGCCACUGAAUGGCAAUGUAUACCUCGAAGAAGGAGAUUUGGUAUAUUCUGAGAUCCAGACUCUUCAGCUGGGGAAAGGAGGGGAAGCCGGUACCCCCAGGACACUUCUGGAGGACAAGCAUGGCUCAGUGGUCUACUCGGAGGUGAAGACACAGCUGCCAGAUAACUCAGCUGGAAAUGUCUGUUCUAAGGAUGACGACACCAUGGAACAUUAUGAGAAUGUCCAACUCAUGGGGCAAAGGCCCAGUCCAGUCCCCACGGCCCAUGGAAGCACCUUCUCAGAUGUGCCCCUGGGAACCGGUAUGUACUAUACCCACAGCAAGAUCAAACCAAGCCUGCUCUUCCCAAAAAAAUACCCCUUUUGGUUUCAGCCCAGGGAGGUCCAGGUCUUCAUGCUCCUGUGGAUGACACUACUGACCCUGGCAACUGCAGGCAAACCUGUGAUUUCCCUCCAACCUCCGUGGACCACUGUCUUCCAAGGGGACAUAGUGACUCUGACUUGCAAUGGGAUUCGCCACUAUGCACCACAGAAAACAAAAUGGGAACAUCGCUAUUCUAGUAACAAAAUAGAAACCCAAAGAAACACCUUCAAGGUCCGUGAAUCUGGAGAGUACAGUUGCCAGAUCGGAGGCUCACCCCCAAGUAACGCUGUGCACCUGGUCUUUUCCUCAGACCCGCUGAUCCUGCAGGCUCCUCUCUCUGUGUCUGAAGGAGACCAAGUGGUCCUGAGGUGCCAGACAAGGGCCAAAGGAUCACUGUACACUAUUUACAAGGAUGGUCAAUGCCUGAAACACCUUGAGAGAAGCUCUGCCUUUACUAUUGAUCGUGCGCGUCUGGAGGACAAUGGUGACUAUUACUGCACUGGAUAUACGGAAGGUCUCUACCUUACUUCCAACACAGUCAAACUCCAAGUUCAAGUCAAAAUCCCUGUAUCUCAUCCUGUCCUCACCAUCAGCCCUGCCAGGGCCCAGGCUUUUGAGGGAGCCCUGGUGACACUUGGCUGUGAAGCCCAGAGAGGUUCUCUACCCAUCCUGUACCAGUUUUAUCGUGAGGACGCCCACCUGGGGAGCAGCUUAAUCCCGUCUGGAGGGAGAGCAUCCUUCAACCUCUCCUUGACCACAGAGAGUUCUGGAAACUACUACUGCACAGCUGACAAUGGCCUCGGUCCCCAGCGCAGUAAGCUGGUGAGACUGGGUAUCUCCGUUCCAGUGUCUCGCCCCAUCCUCACCUUCAAAACUCCCCAGCCCCAGGCUGUGGUGGGAGACAUGUUACAGCUUCGCUGCGAGGCCCAGAGAGGCUCUCCCCCAAUCAUGUACCGGUUUUAUCACGAGAAUGUUACUCUGGGGAGCAGCUCAGCCCCCUAUGAAGGAGAGGCAUCCAUCAACCUCUAUCUGACUGCAGAACAUUCUGGAAACUACUUCUGUGAGGCUGACAAUGGCCUGGGGCCCCAGCGCAGUGAGGUGGUGACACUCAAAGUCACAGUUCCAGCGUCUCGCCCCAUCCUCACCAUCAGGGCGCCCCAGGCCCAGGCCAUGGUGGGGGACACGGUGGAGCUUCGCUGUGAGGCCCUGAAAGGCUCUCCCCCUGUCCUGUACCAGUUUUAUCAUGAGGAUUUUACCCUGGGGAAUAGUUCAGCCCCCUCUGGAGGAGGAGCAUCCAUCAACCUCUCUCUGACUGAAGAACAUUCUGGAAACUACUCCUGUGAGGCCAACAAUGGCCUGGGAGCUCAACGCAGUGAGGUGGUGACACUCAUCUUCACAGGGCUUCCUGAAAACAGAAAGGGUCUUGUUGCUACGGGAGUCACUGGGGGGCUGUUCAGCAUGACAGGCCUUGCUGCCGGAGCGCUGCUGCUCUACUGCUGGCUCUCAAGGAAAGCAGGGGGAAGGCUUGCCCGUGACCCCUCCAGGAACCCUUCAGACUUGAACCCCCAAGAGCCCACCUACUACAAUGUGCCAGGCUGGAUAGAACUGCAGCCGGUGUACAGCAACAUAAAUCCUAGCAGAGGGGAUGUGGUUUACACCGAAGUCCAGAGCAUCCAAAAGAAAAACAAACAUACAGCUGAGGUGGAUGACAAGCCACCCAGUACUUCCUGCAAAGCACAGGUCCCAACCAUGCAGAAUGGAGAUCAUGUGGCCAGAAAUCUGAUUCCAAGGACAGGGCUCAAGGCAUUGCUGAGAAGAGCUAUGCAGCAACCAUUUGUGUCUGAUUUCUUCCAGAUUCUGGACAGCCUGGACCUCUGA
This is a messenger RNA of Otolemur garnettii (small-eared galago), 3564 nucleotides long. RefSeq lists its product as uncharacterized. NCBI's taxonomy places the organism in Eukaryota, Metazoa, Chordata, Mammalia, Primates, Galagidae. Gene Ontology annotation, biological process: cell surface receptor signaling pathway. Bases 1 to 3564 code for a protein of 1187 amino acids. The transcript has 23 exons. The record is from RefSeq and is a predicted model, not a curated record. Gene Ontology annotation, molecular function: transmembrane signaling receptor activity.